AUGGCUCUUGCUCUCCUAGUCACCGUACUCACGCUCUCGUGGAGCGCACCUGCAGCCUGGGGGGAGCUCCCCGUCGUUGAGCACGCGGUGGAGGCUGGCCGGUCGUUGCGCGUCCUCGUCGUCGGCGAUUGGGGCCGGAAGGGGGCCUACAACCAGUCCAGGGUAGCUCAACAGAUGGGAAAGGUCGCGGAGGAGAUGAACAUCCACUUCGUCGUGUCAACUGGAGACAACUUCUUAGACAACGGCCUGGCCAGCGUCGACGACAAGGCGUUCCAUGAGUCAUUUGUGGAUGUCUACACGGCGAAGAGCCUGCAGAAGCCAUGGUACCUUGUUCUAGGGAAUCAUGACUACAGGGGAGACGUGCUAGCACAACUUGACCCGGCUUUGCGCAACAUCGACAGUCGAUUUCUCUGCAUGAGAUCCUUCCUUGUCCAUGCAGGAAUUACCGAUUUCUUCUUCGUGGACACAACCCCGUUUCAGCUCAAGUACUGGACUGAUCCUGGAGAAGACCACUACGAUUGGAGGGGAGUCGCGCCAAGAGAAGCAUACAUCACAAACCUUCUCAAGGAUUUGGAUGCUGCAAUGAAGAGAUCGAGAGCGAGAUGGAAGGUGGCCGUGGGGCACCAUACCAUGAGGAGUGUGAGCGCCCAUGGCGACACCCAGGAGCUCCUCCAGCUCCUUCUCCCUGUGUUCAAGGAGAACAGCGUCGACCUCUACAUCAACGGGCAUGAUCACUGCUUGGAGCACAUCAGCAGCAGGAAUAGUCCAAUCCAGUACUUCACCAGCGGAGGCGGAUCCAAGGCAUGGAGAGGCGUCUUUCGACAAAACGAUGACAAGCUUGAGUUCUUCUACGACGGCCAAGGGUUCUUGUCGCUCGAGAUGGACGCGGAUCAGUCUCACGCCGUCUUCUACGACGUCGAUGGGCACGCGCUGCACAACUGGAGCCUGAGAAAAAGCACAGUCCUGCAGCAGGUGCAGCCCUCUGCUCUUGUUUCUCAAGAAUGAGAAGCUGCACGUAAGUAACCCUACAGAAUAACUUCGAGCUUGUAGCAUUCUACUAGUAUAAGUAUCAAGUGUGUAACUUAUGCUGAUGAGUACACGAGACUGGCUGUAAAUUAAUUAGCGAAUAAAUAGGAGUUUUUUACACGCCAAUAUUAUUAUAUAUCAAGUUUUCUGCGGUACGUGGUGUCUGAUGGUUUUGCUAA
Phragmites australis (common reed) is the source of this 1205-nucleotide messenger RNA. RefSeq names its product purple acid phosphatase 4-like. The record is from RefSeq and is a predicted model, not a curated record. The coding region runs from base 1 to 1005 and encodes 334 amino acids. NCBI's taxonomy places the organism in Eukaryota, Viridiplantae, Streptophyta, Magnoliopsida, Poales, Poaceae. The transcript has 6 exons. Gene Ontology annotation, molecular function: ferric iron binding; acid phosphatase activity; ferrous iron binding.